Molecule: messenger RNA, 2205 nt
Organism: Bactrocera latifrons
Lineage: Eukaryota; Metazoa; Arthropoda; Insecta; Diptera; Tephritidae
Product: protein toll-like
Biological process (GO): toll-like receptor signaling pathway; innate immune response
Cellular component (GO): membrane
Molecular function (GO): transmembrane signaling receptor activity; protein binding
Source: RefSeq, a predicted model, not a curated record
AUGAAUGUGCUUCACCUACAAUUGAUUAUGAAAUCAAAUCGUAAUGAAAUUCGGGAAGCAGAUAUUAUAARCAUACCAACUGACAUACUUUCUGAGCAGAAUCUACUGGAAACACUUACGCUUAGCGUACARRGUCUAAGAAACCAGUACUUAUCGCUGCAAMACUUGACGCAAAYAUUCUUWAAAAACUUYACUGCGCUYAGACWGCYUGACUUAGCCGGAAAUAAUAUGAGAAUGUUGGAUGCAAWUAUCUUUGCAACGCUAUCGCAAUUGAAUUGUYUGAAUUUGAGCCGUAAUGAAAUCCGAGAAUUGCCCGUAAGUCUGUUUGAAUAUCAGUCUCAACUUCUCGUACUGGAUCUGAGUCACAAUUCGUUGACAUAUUUACCGCCACACCUUUUCGAUCACACUCCUUGGCUUUGGCAGUUGAGACUUGAUGACAAUCUACUGCACGACACCACAAAUCUUAUGGAAAGUCUGAAACCGCUGCCUUAUCUACAUAGGCUAGACGUAAGCCAGAACAAACUGCAAACUAUUUGGAACACCGAGAAUUCCGUCAAUGGAACACGAAAGUUACUGACAACUUUACGAUACAACUAUAAGGGCAUGAAUUUUACUUUAGCCGACGGUCUUAAAUAUAUUAACAAGUGGCAACCAGAAAAUAACGAAUGUGGCAAGUUUAGCACAAGAGUAAUCAAUUUUAGUGGCAAUCUGUUGCGCGAAUUCUCCUUGGAUUGGUUUGUAGCAGCGAGCAUUACAUGCCCUCUUGAAAUAAACCUGGAGCACAAUCUGAUUGAAAAUAUUUUUGAUUUACAAAAUUUCUUCAGUAUGACUGACGAUUGUGUGCGCAAAAUCAAAAUAACUGGUAAUCCGAUCGUGUGCGAUUGUAAAUUGGCUUGGAUUUACAAUGUAAACUAUCGUUCGCUGUUCAAUGGUUUACAGUGAGUACAGACGUCAACUAAACUAGUAAAAGAUGUUGCGCAGCUGGAACGCAAUGAGCUGUGUGCGUGGGAACCAGUAAUGUGCCCCAGCGAAUGCAAUUGUUAUACACAAUUUGAACUGAUGCACAUCAAUUGCAAGCGUGCGCAACAUAUCGAACAGUUCCCACGCCCCGAGCAAGUUGGACUCAAGAGUUCGGUACUCGAUAUUAGCAAUAACAAUUUCAUUGUAUUGCCGCUUAACACCACCUUCGGCUAUGGUAACGUUUCGCAACUCAACGCUUCGUACAAUAAAAUCACGAGCAUAAAUAUCAGUCAACUGCCAACCAAUUUGACGGUUUUGGAUCUACGAAAUAAUCGCUUAAAUUCUUUAAAUGAUGAAUUUUUACGUGCAUACCUCAAUGACAGCAGAAAACUACAAUUUCUUUAUCUAAGUGAAAAUCCUUGUGAAAAUCCUUGGUUUUGCGACUGUUCCACGCUGCAACUGUUGUACACAAUACGCACACAUCGGACACGCAUACUCGAUGCCGACCAAUUACUCUGUGUUAAUCAGCCGAACGAUACACUCCUAACAGUAAAUGUGAGAGAAUUGUGUCUAACUCCUGUUAAUGUUGAAUAUUAUCAGCACUUGAAUACAACUCUGAUUAGUGUAGCGUUAACCAUUAUUAUUUUUCUUUGCAUUAUCGCACUCUUCUAUAAAUAUAAAUUAGAAGUGAAAGUCUGGUUAUAUAGCCACAAUAUAUUGAGAYUUUGCAUUCGYGAUAAGCACAAAACAUUCGAUGCGUUUAUUUUACAUGUACAUCAGGAUGCAGACUUCGUUAACCAUACAUUGCUGCCGCAACUCGAACAGUGCGAACCACCAUUUCGUGUAUGCACGCACGAACACAAUUGUCUGGCUGGUGCAUAUACACCUGAACAAAUCAUCGAAUUGGUGGAACAGUCGCGUCGGACGAUCAUUGUGCUCUCGCAGCACUUCAUCGAGUCAGAUUSUGCGCGCAUGGAGUUUCGCACAGCGCAUCARUGCUCGUUGAACGAAAGUCGUGCACGCAUAAUAAUGAUUAAAUAUGCUGAAAUCUCGAAAAGUGAGAUAUUGGAUCGAGAACUUAAGGCAUUUUUGCAUWUGAAUACAUAUCUGGACUAUCARGACGUCAGAUUUUGGGACAAAUUACGCUACGCCAUGCYACAUAAAGUAGGUGGAGAAAGGAAUUCCGAUAUUCUAAAAAUUAACGACGAUAUUGAGAUGAAUCAAUUGCUUGACGAAGUGGCUUAA